CGAUAAUCGCUCGCGCGUGCGACGAAGCUAGGAAAAUACCGGGGAAGCAGCACAAUCCAGCAUCCAGGAAAGAUCGAGGCGAGGCAACCAACUUUUCGACGCUUUAUCCUCGAUAUAUCGAUUACUCGCAGAUGCCCAAUAAUGCUGUUCGUUACAAUUAUUGUGACACUGCUCAUGGAACCUGUCUUCCCAUUCCGUGGGCCCCAUCAUCCGAGAAGCAGUGUUUUGCAUAAUCACUACGUGCCCGAACCGUCAGUGAAAAUAACUCAAAAUGAAGAGCUUUUGCAAGAUGCGACGCAUCUCGCUGAGGACAUGGGCUCGAUGGCCGAACACAUCGACAUCGUGAAUAUGAACGCUCAGGAACUGGAAUUUUAUUACUUCAAGUUUCACGAUAUUGACAAUAAUACGAAACUCGAUGGACUCGAACUUCUUCGCGCUCUUCAACACUCCCUCCACGGUGAGGAAAAUGAUGAAAAUUCAAACGAAGUCGAUCACGUGCACGCCGAUCAGGAACACGCCGUUGUCGAUGACUCGUGGAUCAUUGAACUGAUAGAUCGAGUUUUGGCUGAAGACGAUUUGGACAACGACGGUUACUUAGGAUACAUUGAAUACGUUUUAGGCAGGCAAAAAGACCAGGACGAAAAAGAGCGAAGAAAAAUAAAAUUAAAAAUCUGAGGAUAAAGCGAGUUUGAAUGAAUUUGAAUGAAUCCGAGAUCGGAGCAAGAGAUCUGUAAGUUUUCGAUGACUAUUAUUCCACGUGUGCCAAUAACAGAGUAGAAGAAAAAAAGAAAUUUCAGUAUCUGGAAGCCUCAUAGUUGAUUCUUUUCCAAUCCGACGUGUCAAGAUAUUAGAAAAAUAGAAUAUUUGAAAAAGAUAAACUUUUAUAUACAUGAGUUUACUUAUGAACUUAUAAAUAAUAUUUAUGUAUUUUGCACUUUAAUGAAAUAACGAACUGUCAAGAUUCCGGAUUAAAUCAACGGAUCACAGGCAAUCGAACAUCGGUCACGACAAUACAUUUUUCCCAGAGGUCCCUCACUACUUGGACCUAAAAAUGAAGAAAAAAUUGAUGUAUUUUAAUCAUUUAGAGUGUGUGUCAAAAAUUGUGAGGUACAAAUAACAGUAUUUUUGUGCUAAAAAAUGAACUAUAACAAUGUUUUGUAUGGAAUUGUUGAAACUGA
This is a messenger RNA of Venturia canescens, 1178 nucleotides long. Its product is annotated as multiple coagulation factor deficiency protein 2 homolog. Lineage: Eukaryota; Metazoa; Arthropoda; Insecta; Hymenoptera; Ichneumonidae. Bases 142 to 675 code for a protein of 177 amino acids. The transcript is spliced from 5 exons. The record is from RefSeq and is a predicted model, not a curated record.